Molecule: messenger RNA, 2021 nt
Organism: Anopheles darlingi
Lineage: Eukaryota; Metazoa; Arthropoda; Insecta; Diptera; Culicidae
Product: nuclear pore complex protein nup54
Exons: 3
Coding region: 540-1073 (177 amino acids)
Source: RefSeq, a predicted model, not a curated record
CCUGUCAAAACAAAGGAGAAACUGUGGAAAACGGAGGAAAACUGUUGAAACUGUGGAAAACGGAGGGAAGAACGAGACCGUUUCGAGUUUUAUUUUCGUUUUCGUUUUGCCCGUCCUCGUCGUUGUCGUUGUCCAGGCAAAAAAGGCAACACGACCGAAACACGCAGCGCGUCCCGUGCACGCACCAGGACCAUCCUCUUGUUUGGCUUCGGGAGUUCCGUGCGUGCAUCAAAUCCACUACCACCCCUUCCCAGUAAAAGCAUAAAUCAUCUCGGUCGUCACGGUUCGACCUCGAUAAACGUUUCGCUGUGAGCUGGACAGGUAGUGGACGGAGAAAGCAGCGCAUUCUGGCGGCGGGGCGGCUGCAAAUCGGAAAACGCCAACACUAAACAAUCUCUACGCCGUUUCUCCCCCCCCCCCCACCCCUACACUCAGUGUCGCGCAUCGUGCGAACUUUCUCCUGCUACUUGAGGCGGAUUAGUUCCCCACUCACCCUCGCUCUCCUGCACCGAGCACGCAGAAUCUUCGUGGCCGCAAAGAUGGACCGAAACAUGGGUCGGCAAGGAUCGAUGGUCACCGGGUCACCGGGUAUGAUGCGGAGGCCGGCGGGAAUGCAAACUGGAUCGAGCAGAGGAGAGAUGCAUCUUUCGGCGACACAUAACCACUCGGCGGUAUCGUCGCCAUCCUACCAGUCACAGCAGCAGCAGCAGCAGCAACAGCAACAGCAGCAACAGCAGCAGCAAAACCAUGGUACAGGAGGAGCUGGAAGUGCGUUGAACAACGGAGCACCGUCAUCGUCCUCAUCCCCAGCUGCGAUGGGCUCAUCUUCGGCAGCAUUGCAGCCGAAUCAUCAUCAGCAGUCUCAGUCGCAACAUUCGCAGCACGAUGAGCUGAUUCGAUACAUCAACGAAGCAUGGACUAGUAUAACAACCGACAAAAGCCAGACACCGCCAGUAUUCUACAAGAGUGGAGCUGAAACGCGGUUGCCUGGAUUCACUCCGUUCGAUCUAGAAGGAUGGUGGGGUCAGCGGUUGGUGCACCAGAUCAACCUCGGUUCACACGGACAUCAGUGAGGAUAAGCCCCCCCACUCGACUGCUAGGCACUGCUCGACUAUUCAUGGAGCACCAUCGCAUCUUCUCUUCCUUUUUCGUUCAUACGAAACAUUCUUUUUUCAAUGGUCUAUUCAUUUACAGUGUUGCCACUGAGUAAGGGCGAUUUGUACCCAAACCAAUUCAGAUCAAGUUACAAACAUUGACCACAGCAGCAUAGUUGGUGUCGAUGGUGAUGUGUUGAACAUUUUUUAAUGUAUUAAGUACAGGAAAUCAGACAUGUUAUUUUACACUUUUCCCCCAUCCUACUACAUCCAAUUACAAAUUUCUCUACCAAGCAAGGACGAUGGAAACGAUGGAAUCCUUCUUUCUUCAGCCGAAGGAUUGAUUUUUGUUAGGACGUUGUUCUUUGCGUACAUCCUACCCCGUUUUAAUUGUACGUUUUAAAUGUGAGAAAAGAGAUCAGAUGAACGAGUACAUGAAUAGGAAGAGUGAGCAAAGCGAAUUGAGUUUAACGAUAAGAAAAUUAUGGGUCAAAAGGGACGAAGAUUGCUGGGAGUAGAACGAAUGAAGCAGAAAUGAGGAGAGAGGGAGAAGUAUGAUCGAAGAAAAGCGCCAAUCCAUGAGGAAAGGAUUGCACAAUAGGAAAAUGCUACUUUUAUUUGUUGGUUUCCUUUUCCGCUCUUCAACGUUCAUCGUGAAGAUACUAUCUAUUGACAUGAGAAAAUGACAAAGAAAAUCCCAAGACCAGCAGAUAAGCUAUCGUUCCGUUCUUUACCGUCUCCAUAGAAGAAAUUGUAUGUAAAACGACCGCUUUAAGUUCAUCUAUCUGCCGCCGGUUAACAUAAUUGAAGCAGGCGUAUGAAUGAAUGCGAACUUGCCCUUUAUCAUAGCCAACGGCAAUCCUUUAAAUCUAUUUGCAUGGGAAGGGACUGGCAUCGAAUAAAAAGUUGAUAUGAACGGUGAUUAGA